Meriones unguiculatus (Mongolian gerbil) is the source of this 2215-nucleotide messenger RNA. RefSeq names its product 3 beta-hydroxysteroid dehydrogenase/Delta 5-->4-isomerase type 1-like. Gene Ontology annotation, molecular function: 3-beta-hydroxy-Delta5-steroid dehydrogenase (NAD+) activity. The record is from RefSeq and is a predicted model, not a curated record. Gene Ontology annotation, biological process: steroid biosynthetic process. NCBI's taxonomy places the organism in Eukaryota, Metazoa, Chordata, Mammalia, Rodentia, Muridae. The transcript is spliced from 5 exons. The coding region runs from base 578 to 1837 and encodes 419 amino acids.
UGUGUGUGUGUGUGUGUGUGUGUGUGUGUGUGUGUUGCAUCUAGAAGCCAGGAAGUGUCUUUGUUGGAUCCCCUAGAGCUGAAGUUAUUAACAGUUGGGAGUGACCAUAUGGGCAUUGAGGACUAACCACAAAUUGUCUGCAAGAACAGUAAGUGCUCUUAAACACAGAGCCACUUCUUCUGUUCUUCUUGGAUUGAUCUUAACAAGAAACUCCUUUAUUUAUUUAUUUAUUUAUUUACUUACUUACUUACUUUUUGGUAGUCUCAUUAGGUCAAGUGGGUAAACAAUUAAAUGAUUGUUUUUUUUUUUUUUGGUCAGAGACAACUUGUUUCAAUUUAGAGUUCAACAGAUGGACGUCUUCUCAUAUCUUCACCAAUACCUAAUCACUUCAACUACUUCAAUAUUUGCAAAACUAGCUGUGGUUCUUGAGAACUUAAUUUGAACUAAAUUCAGUGAAUGCUUAAUGUACAUUGUAACUCAAAAGAAAUCCCCAAGAAGAGAAGAGAGAAACGCUCCUGAGAGUGGCUAAAGCUAAUUCAACAGCAUCUUGUGGCUUUCGCUGACUUGUCCCAAUCUUAUGAACAGUGCUGAUUUGUGUUACGCUUGGUGUUUGCCUUUGAGGUGGACUUCUGGGAUCCUGAUGACUGAGUUUGCCCUUUCCAGGGUCACUUGGCACCACACCCGGUCCUACUAUAAUCUGCUUCCAGCAUUGACCAUGCCAGGGUGGAGCUGCCUGGUGACAGGAGCAGGAGGGUUUCUGGGCCAGAAGAUCAUCCAAAUGUUGGUGCAGGAGAAAGACCUGCAGGAGAUCAGGGCUCUGGACAAGGUCUUCAGACCAGAAACCAAGGAGGAAUUCUCUAGGCUGCAGACAAAAACCAAGGUGACAGUGCUUGAGGGAGACAUUCUGGAUGCCCAGUGCCUGAGAAGAGCCUGCCAGGGCAUCUCUGUUGUCAUCCACACUGCUGCUGUCAUUGAUGUCCAAGGGGUCAUUCCCAGACAGACCAUCCUAGAUGUCAAUCUGAAAGGUACCCAGAAGCUGUUGGAGGCGUGUGUCCAAGCUAAUGUGUCAUCCUUCAUCUUAACCAGCACAGUUGAUGUGGCAGGGCCCAACUCCUACAAGCAGAUCAUCUUGGAUGGCCAUGAAGAAGACAAUCUAGAAAGUACAUGGUCUGAUCCAUAUCCAUACAGCAAAAAGAUGGCUGAGAAGGCAGUGCUGGCAGCCAAUGGGUGCACCCUGAGAAAUGGUGGCACUUUACAUACUUGUGCCUUAAGGCCCAUGUGCAUUUAUGGGGAAAAAAGCUCAAUCUUUUAUAACAUAAUAAUUGGAGCUCUGAAAAAUAAGGGUGUUCUGGAUACUACAGGCAAAUUCUCUAGAGUCAACCCAGUAUAUGUAGGAAACGCAGCCUGGGCACACAUUCUGGCUGCCAGGGGCCUACGCGACCCCAAGAAGUCACCCAGCAUCCAAGGUCAGUUCUACUACAUUUCAGAUGACACCCCUCACCAAAGCUAUGAUGACUUAAAUUACACCCUGAGCAAGGAAUGGGGCCUCCGCCCUGAUUCCAGUUGGAGCCUUCCUCUGCCCCUGCUCUACUGGCUUGCCUUCCUGCUGGAAACUGUGAGCUUCCUGCUGCGUCCAGUCUACAACUACCGGCCCCCCUUUACCUGCCACUUGGUUACGCUGUCCAACAGCACGUUUGCCUUCUCCUACAAGAAAGCCCAGCACGAUCUCGGCUAUGAGCCGUGUGUCACCUGGGAGGAAGCCAAGCAGAAAACCUCAGAGUGGAUCGGGACACUAGUGGAGCAACACAAGGAGACAAUGAACUCAAAGACUCGGUGAUGUGAAGAUGGCAGGGACAUGGCCCUGGCUGUUAUCAGAAAUCAUCCUCAGGUCCUCAGAAGGGACACAUUCACAACCCAGGUCCUACUGCCUCCCUUUGACAAAACAGCCAACUUAGUGUCUUCCUCAAGUCCCCAGAAACCUUUCCAGGCACUGACCCAGCCACAAGCUUUCUUCCCCAAACACCUGCCCAGAGACACACAGGCAGCUAUGCCUCAGUUAUUGUGACCAAAAGCUUCAGCAACUACAGUUCUGUCACUUAGAAAUUAGUAUUGGGUUUGUCUUCCCUCUCAAGUCCUAUAUGUCAUCCCCCCUUUGGGAAAAUCCCAUUGCUUUAUGAAGUUCAACAAAAACAGCAAUAAAUAUUGUGAUGCCUUA